UUUUAUCUGAUAGCGGCGUAAAACAAUCCGCGUAGGGUCUCCCACCUCCUUAUCGGACGUGGUCCCGACAAGGUUCGCCGGCGUGGCCCCGCGUGUGCAAGGUGCACGCUCGCCUCCUGUCAGUGUGGAACACUCGCCCCACAAAGUGUCUCCUUGUGCUUCGAGUGCGCGAAGAAGACUUGCGGCGCGGGAACGCCUCCACGCAGAACGCCAGUCGUGUUUAUGGCAGCACUUCCCGAUGCCGAGUGACGAAAAAGGUUGCCGAGCUUCGUGGACGUCCAUGAAGGACGAGCCGGAAGGGCAGCAGCAGCAGCCCGAGGUGACCAUCGACUUCUACAAGAAGCUCGUCGCCGUCGGUGAUGGCGGCUGCGGAAAGACGUCCCUCAUCAGCUCGUACAUCACGGGCGUCUUCCCGGAGCAAGUGCGGGCCACCGUGUUCGACACCGUCAUCACCGAGGUCACCGUCGGCAAGAAGAAGGUGCGUCUCAGCCUGUGCGACACGGCCGGUCAGGAGACGUACGACACCCUGCGCACGCGCAGUUACGACGACACCGACGUGGUCAUCAUCGUGUUCUCCGUGGACGCCCCCGAGAGCCUGGACAACGUCGAGGUCCGGUGGCGCCCCGAAGUGAAGCACUUCAGCCCCGACGUGCCCAUCCUGCUGGUAGGCAACAAGACGGAUCUGAGGAACGACCCGGAAACCAUCGAGGUCCUUCGCGAGCGGAGGCAGAGCCCCGUCUCGUACCAGGAAGGGCUGGCCGUCGCCAAGAAGAUCAAGGCCAAGGCCUACAUGGAGUGCUCCGCCAAGGACGGCGCCGGAGUCGUCGAGGUUAUCCAGAAGGCGUGCCGCCUAGCUAUCGGGCGGAAGAAGCCAAACCUUUUCCUCAGGCUAUUCUGCAAAUCCUGUACCUGAGCAGGUAAUCGGCGCGUAGGAUCCAGUCCCUGCAUCCUGGGAUGCAACUCCCGCAUCCUGCAGCCUCUCUCUAGCGUUCAAGUAUCCACUGGAAACCGGGCGACGCAAUCAACCAUUUAAACUGCAUGCUAGCGACGAAAAAGACGACGCUUGCGACUCUUACGCGCAGCUCAGGAGAUGGACUCGGGCAUUCGAAGAAACAUCGGACGCAAGAUCAACACUGCUAGCUGUUCGCGUUUGAUUUUACCGUGGUGCGUGAAUGCGCUAAGCAGAGUUACGUAGAGUGUAUAGCGUAUAUUAAAACGAUUUGGUAGGCUAAAAACGCGCUCCGGAAGCACAUCACAGAUGUAACGUUCUAGAUUAUUAAAGCGUAGUUCACUAUUCGGCUGUCUUGAGCCUUAAUUCCACUGUUCUUCAGUUGUAAGCGCGUUUUCACAUUCACGAUACAAAAAGACUUGGCUAUCGUUUGAGGCGCAUUUUCUCUGAACAAGUACCCACUUGCUCCAUACUGAUGUUGUGUUCCACCUUGAUGUCUGCCUCUUUCAAAGAAAAAUUUUUUUUUUUGAGGCCACAAACCGUUAGUCUGAGACAAACAGCUCAUGUCAAGUACACAACAUUGCAUCCGGGCAUAAUUCAGCAAGCUGAUCUUCAGCGUAUGUUUGAGAGACGCGACAUAAAAGUUUAGAGAUGCGCUAAAAGCUCGCAACACGCACGUUUGUGUCGAAGAGGUCUGUGCGCAAUGUAUUGUUUUGUGGACGAAUUCAUUUCCUUUCCGAAAUCGCCCAAGCUAAUUGUUUUUUAACAUUUUUUAUGACACAGCUGGACUUAUAGACUGUAUAUACUAGAUUUUUACUCUACUUGUGAUGAAUAAAACCUGUGUUUUGACGUGU
Rhipicephalus microplus (southern cattle tick) is the source of this 1803-nucleotide messenger RNA. Its product is annotated as ras-like GTP-binding protein Rho1. NCBI's taxonomy places the organism in Eukaryota, Metazoa, Arthropoda, Arachnida, Ixodida, Ixodidae. Gene Ontology annotation, molecular function: GTPase activity; GTP binding. The record is from RefSeq and is a predicted model, not a curated record. Gene Ontology annotation, biological process: small GTPase-mediated signal transduction.